GUUUAGUUGUUUCUUGGAAGAUGGUCGACCGCGAUUUCGCGUUUGUGCUGGAGGACUCGGACGUCAUCUACGAGGAGGACAUCCUUCGCAAUCCGCACAGCGUGCAGGGCUGGCUGCGCUACCUCAACCAUCGCAAGCAGCGACCAGGACGCAACAUGAUCUACGAGCGUGCAGUCAAGGCACUGCCGGGAUCGUACAAGCUGUGGUACAUGUACCUCACGGAGCGCAGGCGACAGGUCAAGGGCAGGUGCGUCACCGACCCGUCCAUCGAGGCGCUCAACAACACGUACGAGCGAUGCCUCGUCUUCCUGCACAAGAUGCCCAGGAUCUGGAUUGAGUACUGCCAGUUCAUGGUCGAGCAGCGCAGGAUUACGCGCACCCGCCAUGUGUUUGAUCGGGCUUUGCGCGCCCUGCCCCUGACCCAGCACGACCGUAUCUGGCCAAUGUACCUCAAAUUUGUUCGCUCGCACCCAAUCCCCGACACUGCCGUCAAAGUGUAUCGUCGAUACCUGCAAAUCAACCCGCAAGACGCCGAAGAAUACAUCAACUACCUCGUCCAGGCUGAUCGGUUGGACGAGGCAUGCCAGCGUCUUGCGUACGACUGCGUCAACAAGGAAGACUUUGUCAGCCAGCACGGCAAGUCGCAGCAUCAGCUCUGGGUCGAGCUGUGCGAGCUCAUGUCGCAAAAUCCGGACAAGGUGGUGUCGCUCAAGGUUGACGCGAUUAUUCGUGGCGGCCUCAGCCGGUUUACGGACAUGACCGGCAAGCUGUGGACGUGUCUGGCAGAGUACUACAUUGGUCUUGGUCUGCUUGAGAAGGCGCGCGACAUUUACGAAGAGGCCAUGCUUGUCGUCUCGACGGUUCGCGACUUUAGUCAAGUGUUUGAUGCCUAUGCCCAGUUCGAGGAGCAGUUGCUCAAUGCCAAGAUCAAAGCAGCAACAGACGCGGAGGAUGAUGCGCCCGACGAAGCUCUGGACCAGGACAUUGACUUGCGCAUGGCGCGCUUUGAGUUUUUGAUGGACCGCCGUCCCUUGCUGCUCAACAGCGUUCUGCUGCGUCAAAACCCGCACAACGUGAACGAGUGGUUGAAACGCGCCGAGUUGUACAAGGGUCAAGACGACAAGAUUGUCGAGUCUUUCACCCAAGCCAUCAGUACCGUUGACGCCACCAAAGCCGUGGGUCGACUCGCUGACGUGUGGGUGGAGUUUGCAAAGUACUAUGAAAGCAAGAGCCGCUUGAAGGACGCGCGUGCCACAUUUGAAAAGGGCUCCCGAGCGCCCUUCAAGACUGUGGACGAACUGUCCCACCUGUGGUGCCAGUAUGCAGAGAUGGAGCUGCGUCAAAAGGCUCCUCAACGUGCCUUGAGCCUCAUGCAGCAGGCUACCAGUGCGCCGGCCCGAGCUGGCAAGAGCGUGGACUUUUUCGAUCCGGCUGAGAGUGUGCAACGCCGUCUCCACAAGUCGGUCAAGCUCUGGACCUUUUAUGUCGAUUUGGAAGAGAGCAUUGGAACUUUCCAGUCGACAAAAGCCGUGUACGAACGAAUUCUCGAGCUUCGCAUUGCCACUCCUCAGAUUAUCAUCAACUACGGGCUAUUCCUGGAGGAGAACAAGUUUUACGAAGACGCAUUCCGCGUGUAUGAAAAGGGCGUGGGCUUGUUCAAGUGGCCUGUCGUGUUUGACAUUUGGAACACGUAUCUGACCAAGUUUGUUCGCCGCUAUGGUGGCAACAAGUUGGAGCGCGCUCGUGAUCUGUUCGAGCAAUGCCUUGAAGGCUGUCCUGCCAAGUAUGCCAAAACCCUGUACUUGCUCUACGCCAAGCUGGAAGAAGAUCACGGUCUCGCGCGCCAUGCCAUGGCCGUCUACGAUCGUGCCACUCAAAAUGUCGAGCUCAAGGAGCGUUAUGAGAUGUUUAGCAUUUACAUCAAACGCGCUUCCGAAAUUUUCGGUGUCACGCACACUCGUCCCAUCUUCGACAAGGCCAUCGAGGUGCUCAACGACCGAGAAUGCAAGCAGAUGUGUGUCAAUUACGCCGAGAUGGAGCGCAAGCUUGGAGAAAUCGACCGAGCCCGAGCCAUUUAUCAACAUGCCUCGCAACUGGCCGAUCCUCGUGUGGACCCGCAAUACUGGUCAACAUGGCAAGAGUUUGAAGUUCGUCACGGAAACGAGGACACCUUCCGCGAAAUGCUUCGCGUCAAGCGCAGUGUCCAAGCGCACUUCAACUCGCAGGUCAGCUACAUUUCUGCGCACAUGGUUGCAGCCAAGCAGGCACCUCCCCCGACUCUUGCUUCAACCAUUCCCACCGACAAAAUGGCUGCAUUGGAAGCCCAAGUCACCGCGGACGCCGCAGCAGCUGGUGCGGCUGGCGGCAAGUCGCUGCAAUUUGUUCGCGCAGCUCCCGCUGCCUUUGACAAAAUGGGCGACAGCGUGCCCUUCAACCCCGCCGAAAUCAACUUGGACGUCGACGACGAUGAAGACGAAGAUGAUGAAGAUGACGGCAGCGACCAAACGAGUGACGCUCGUCCUUCCGGAGUCAAAAUCACCGAGAAGAGCAUUCCUGCGGCCGUGUUUGGCGGCAUUGCAAAACAAGCUUCGAGCGCCAUGAAUGACAGUUCCUAGACUGGUUUUUAAAAGAAUGUUGAAGCAGUGUUUAUUCACUCGAGUAGACACACACACACACACUGCAAUUCACAAAUACAAGGACAGGGUUCAAUCAAUC
This is a messenger RNA of Capsaspora owczarzaki ATCC 30864, 2715 nucleotides long. Its product is annotated as XPA binding protein. The coding region runs from base 21 to 2615 and encodes 864 amino acids. The transcript is spliced from 11 exons. Gene Ontology annotation, molecular function: protein binding. Gene Ontology annotation, biological process: mRNA splicing, via spliceosome; generation of catalytic spliceosome for first transesterification step. Gene Ontology annotation, cellular component: U2-type catalytic step 2 spliceosome; Prp19 complex; post-mRNA release spliceosomal complex. Lineage: Eukaryota; Filasterea; Ministeriida; Capsasporidae. The record is from RefSeq and is a predicted model, not a curated record.